This is a messenger RNA of Dermacentor andersoni, 1277 nucleotides long. RefSeq lists its product as uncharacterized. Lineage: Eukaryota; Metazoa; Arthropoda; Arachnida; Ixodida; Ixodidae. The record is from RefSeq and is a predicted model, not a curated record.
UGCGACGUCGAUCCCAGUGUCCCCGAUUCGUCGCGGCGGGUGUCCUGCGCAUGUGACGUCAUACCUGCGGUGGGGUUGAACGGCUUUAUAACGACGGCAAUUCGUGACCGCCCACCUUCCUUGAUCGCUGCACCGCUUUCCGUGGACAUAGCCAGUUCGUCUUUUAGUUCUCCCCGGCCACCGCGCCAACGCAUUACCAGCUUUUUUUGCUAUGGCGGCUGCCAGCGCGAGCGAAGAUUGCGGCGGAGGCGUCAAGGACCGUUUCACAGACCGCGUCAUGUCGGUCCCCAGCGUGAACUUCCUGUGCUUCGCGACCGCGGAGUGCUACAGCGCGCUGAAGAAGCGUUCCGCCCUGGCUGCGAUCGCUCUGGACACCGUCGAGAAGUGCGCCUCGCACGCCUACUCCUUUCUCGGAAAGCCCGUCGUGGAACAGCUCUCCGGGCCGCUCCAGGCCGCCGACGACCUCGCCUGCGAGGUCCUGCAGACGCUCGAGAACAACUACCCGGUGAUUAGCAAAAUGCCGCACGAGAUCAUCGGAGAAGCCCGCGACUUCGGAAAACGCAAGUACACCGAUGGACGCGACUACGCGCAGGAAAAGAUUGAUUACCUGCAGGACCUGUCGGGACUGGUCCUCGAUGCUGCGUGCAGGCCCGUGGACACUGCCACGUCCGUCGUGCGCUGCACUCGCGCCAAUUUUUGGCACCACGUGACCGUUGCCGAAUCCGCCUGCGACGCGUACAUCAAAACCAUGGAUGAAGACGGCGCGCUGGAGACCGAUCCCCGCGACUCCGCGCUGCCCCGCCUCCUCCACGCGAGCUGGGAGGCCUCGGUCUGCGUCUCUCGCUACGCGGCAGCAGAGCACCAGCGGGCCAAGGACUUCGUCGAAAGGACCUUCGCGGCAGCCGCGCGCUUCCUCGCAGAGCCCGCCGAGCCCCUUCGGCAGCCCACGACUGCGAGCGAGCAUGCCAGCGCUGCCUUUCGUCACGUGGUCAAGGUCUCGGUCCAGCUUGGGCAGGUGUACGUCGACGAAUUCGCGCUCAUCUACCGUACGGUGUGGAGCUGGCUCUCCGCACGGUUCACCCGCCAGGUAAUUAUUACUUCCGAGCGGACUUCUUCCAAGGUAUCAACAUUGGAAUACAGAAAUCCCGCACAUGACAGCGAUGCAGACGAUUCUCAAGAAAGCUCUACAAGUUACAGUGAUUCAGACUCUGAUGAUUCCUCCUAGAAACUCCGUUCUUGUGUUCAGUUUUGCAACCAAUAAAGUAUUUUUGAACGCG